This is a messenger RNA of Manis javanica (Malayan pangolin), 6143 nucleotides long. The record is from RefSeq and is a predicted model, not a curated record. NCBI's taxonomy places the organism in Eukaryota, Metazoa, Chordata, Mammalia, Pholidota, Manidae.
AUGAGUUCAAGGCCCGGCAGGCCUCCUAAGCGUUCUUUGGGAGUGUUGCAGGAUAAUGCUCGCCUUCUGUCCCAUUCAGUCCCAGGCCUUUUAUCACCAGGAUUUAUCAGUCCGACAGGUAUAACAGCUGCAGCAAUGGCUGAGGCAAUGAAGCUGCAGAAGAUGAAGUUUAUGGCUAUGAACACACUUCAGGGAAAUGGAAGCCAAAAUGGGACCGAAUCAGAACCUGAUGAUCUUAAUUCAAAUACAGGUGGAAGUGAAUCUUCCUGGGAUAAAGAUAAGAUGCAGUCUCCUCUUGCUGCUCCUGGACCUCAACAUGGAAUUUCUCAUGCAGCCCUGGCUGGCCAGCCAAGCCUUGGGAGUGCUCCUACCCUCAAUCCACUGCAGCAGAACCACCUGCUGACCAACAGACUGGAUCUGCCAUUUAUGAUGAUGCCUCAUCCCCUACUUCCAGUCAGCUUACCUCCUGCAUCAGUUGCCAUGGCAAUGAAUCAGAUGAACCAUCUCAAUACUAUUGCCAACAUGGCUGCUGCAGCCCAGAUUCACAGUCCACUCUCCAGAGCAGGAGCCUCUGUUAUAAAGGAACGGAUUCCAGAGAGUCCUUCUCCUGCUCCCUCCCUGGAAGAGAGUCACCGCCCUGGAAGCCAGACCUCCUCCCACCCUAGCAGCAGUGUGUCCAGCUCUCCCUCUCAGAUGGAUCACCAUUCAGAGAGAAUGGUUAUGAUUCCCAACAAUAGAGAGGAACUCAUUGUUGAUCAGGAUAAUGGACCAACCAUCAAAAAAUUCCUAAGAGAUAAUAAAGAGGAGGUACCAGUUCAAAUUCCCAUAAUGAAGUCACCCUUGGACAAGAUCCAAUUGGCUCCUGGGCAGGCACUGCCUCCUGGAUUCCCUGGACCAUUCAUUUUUGCUGAUAGUCUGUCCUCCGUGGAGACUCUGUUGACCAACAUUCAGGGUCUGCUGAAAGUGGCUUUGGAUAAUGCUCAUAUUCAGGAGAAGCAGAUUCAACAAGAAAAAAAGGAACUGCGAAUGGAGCUCUAUAGAGAGAGAGAAGUUAGAGAAAACCUUGAAAGACAACUUGCAAUUGAACUUCAAAGCAGAACUACCAUGCAAAAGCGCCUGAAGAAGGAGAAAAAAGCCAAGAGAAAACUGCAGGAAGCCUUGGAAUUUGAAUCAAAGCACCGUGAGCAAGUGGAGCAAGCACUUAAACAAGCCACUACUAGUGACAGUGGCCUGAGAAUGUUGAAAGAUACUGGAAUUCCAGAUAUUGAAAUAGAGAACAGUGUGACUCCUCAUGACAGCACUGCUAUGCAAGCCUGAACACUGAUGCCGGAACUCCAACUGAUCAUAGGCAUGAAUAGGGUGCUGUAGCUGUUACCUGCUUAUCUAAUGUUGUAAUUCUUUAGAAUUCAUACUCAAAUACUUAAAAUACAAAACCUUCGAUAACUGUUUGUUCAUUAAAGUAGAACCCUGCACUUAUAGAAAAAAUGUGCUAGAGAAUGGGCUUCACAGAUUUUUAGAGGAUAAUUAUGAUGAUUGAACAUGAUACUUUACAUUUCUAAAAUCCCUUUCUUUCAUGGAGUUCUUAGUGCUUUGCAAACAUUAUCACAUUAAUCCACACAGCAUCCUAGUGGGGUAAGUAGGUGGAAGACUUUUUAAGACAGAGAAAAUGCUAUUUCUAAACGGUUUGACAGAAAUUUAAAUGCAGACACACCCACUUUAAGCCGUGAUUACUAUGAAAUAGCUUUAGAUUUGGCUGGCCUGGGAUUUAACAGGAAUUACGUAAGAAGGUAAUUCAUUUGUGUAAAUGAUCAAUAUUUGUUACCACUGCUUUGGCUCUUACCCUUCUAAAAGAAACAUGUUGCCUGUAGUGUUUUCUAAGGGAAUAUAGAGAGUUCUAGUUUGUAGAUUUUACCACACCUGGUUCUUUGAUCUGUUGGUGAUGGAGCAAAUCAUUUAAUCCCUUUCUACAAGCACAUUCCUUAUCUGUAAAGAGGCAAUGACAAAAACAUAUAACGGAGCUACUGAAAAUACCCCUUUUAUUCUUUUCUGUUCUCCUCCCACCUCCGGUCCUUCUUCCUCCUUAUUAAGCUAUUAAUAAGCAAACAGACUGAAAAGCAUGUAGACAUAAGAAAGGAGACAGGCAGAUAUGAUGGGUCAGUCACGUGGAUAUUUCCCACUGCUCACUCUCUGAUCUAGACAUGGCCAGAUGCCUAAGACGUUCCAGUGAUUAGAACCAAAUGGGUCACUUGCCUUAAACUGCCCAGAAAAUGACCUCAAAUAUUUUUAACCGUUUACUUAAUGGAUACCUGGCCAAAGGCUGGUGGCAAAUACCUGUCCUCAUUAUUUUAAUGCCUUCUAAAAUCUAACAGAGCAGUAUUCCAGUGUAUUAAAUGGUACUCUAGUAAUCGAAAUAAUUUAAUGCCCCCCCUAAAGAGCUCUCCUUACACCAAGUGAAAUCUAAUUCAUCAUGCUGUUUUUACAUCUGCCCUAGAAUUAAGUUCCGAUGUGACAGAAGCACCACGUGUCUUAUGCAAAAGGCCAACUGAAUGUUUAUCCAUUCUCCUAUAAUCAGGUCCCUGUGGCAGUACAAGCAAUUUCUGUUGGAAUGGCCACCUACCCUAUACAUUUUAAAGUAUUACAUUGGAUCCUAUCAAUGUGACAUUCCAGCUAUCCCAUGCUCUGAAGGAAUUUGUUCUAAAGCACAGAGGUUUGGCUUCUGGUGCUCUCUGCAGACUGUAGAAAGGUGUCUUGUGUAGAGCAGAUGUGCUGCUUUGACCUAAUUCAGUGAAAUAAUACCAAAUUAGAAAUAAGUCACACAGAAGGACUGAGGCAAAUAAAAAUUUAUAAAACUUAAAAAAAUGUUCUUAUUAUCAAAACCUGAAUUCAAUAACAAAGAGGUGUGACUAAAAAUAUUACAUGCAGAAAUGUCUCAUUAUUUGAUUGUUAAGUAGCAGAUAUUAAAGUAGAGGGAAAAUGAAACAGCAUUUUCAAAUUAAAUCACUUAAAAACAAACUAGUCUCUUUUUACAAAUAGAUAUAUUUAACUGACUUUGGUUGAACUGUAAGAAAUCCUCAUGUGUUUUCUUCUGAGCCUUUUCCCACAUAUCUGCCUUGGUUAUGGCACUUGGUUUUAGUUUUUUCCUUUCAUAAGCUUCAGAGACAUAUCACAGAAGGCAAGACACACUUAUUGGAGUUUGGAACAGCCAGGUGUGGCCCUUUAAAGAUAAUUCAACUGAUCAGCAGAGGCUUGUCACUAGGCUCCCGAGCCAUGGGGUAUGCCCAUGUCAGGCAGUGCUGUGCUAAGGGAAGGACUACAUGGGCCUUCGUUGUAAUUUUUUAAAUGGUCACAUUUGUGUAUAUUGAAUUCCCCCAUUUACUUACCUGACAAAUCGUAAAGCAAUAAAUUCUGUUAGCUCUCCCCAAAUGUCAGUGUGUGUCACUCUUUUUAAGUUCCCGAGCUCCCUAACAUUCCUCUGGCUACAGUUUGUUGGAUGUUCUUCCUGAUCUUUAAUCUUGUUUAUAUCCGGAAUGCAUAUUAGUUCAUCUCUGUUUGGAGCUCAAGUACAAACCCUCUUAAAAACAUGAAACAUUUAGUUACUAAUCAGCUGUUUCCUGUUCCUAAUGAAGUGAGCACGCCGAGUUUGGAUUAAAAUUCAGCUACUGCACUCCUCUGUUUAUGGUUCCAGAUGUUUUUGUUUUAUCUAGGAGUUUACUUUGACAGCUACUACUAAAUGAUAAAUCAUUCAUAUUAUAGCUGAAAUGCAUUUUGAAAUUGAAAUGUGGCAAACUUUGAGACUGCUCCACAGUGUCAGUUAGCAGGUGGAUAUUGGCUCCUCCCUUAUGAUCACUCAGUACUGGCAGAUGUAAAACAGUAACAGAAGCUGUUGUCAACAUUGUACAGCAUGCCACACAGACUCUAUUUUGCUACUAUGCUCUAAAUUAGGAAAAUAUGCCUUACUCCUAUGAAAUUUCAAUUUAUUGUAUUCUGGAUUUUAAAAAUUGAUUUAUUUUAAUACUGUCUUCUUGCUGGCUUAGUUUUUCUUUAGAUUUUUGAGCUGCCGCAGAAACAGUUCCUGAUAGGCCUUGUAAACCAGCAGAUUUAAUGAAGGGUGUGGGCAGAUACGUUUGUCUCUUUUUGUAAAGAAAAUAAUUAAACAUAAUAAAGGAGGGAGAUUUUUCAGAAACUGCAUUUUGCUAAAGGAUAAAUGGUGAUUGCUUUUUGCCCUUUGUUACUGUGUUUAUAUACUUUUUUAUAGUAUAUUAUUAUUUUGUUUUGACAUUGCUUUCAAGUUUAUAAUGUUCACAAUUUGUACUGCAUGAUUUAAGCUUUAGCUAUAUUGUAUAAAUUUCAAUCCUAGUAAAAUGACUGUUUGCCCUUUGAUGCUGAAGAGAUUUCUUUUGACAUUUAGGCUGUAUAUACAAGAGGAUGAGGUAGACUGGAAAACUGAGCAACUAUCCGGUGAAUUUUACCAGAAUAAAUAUUAUCAGAUGCCAUGAAAGAGUCUGAACAAUUUGCUGGGGUGACAGACUAAUUUGCUGGGGUGACAGGCUGCUAGACAAUUACCAAAAAGUCAAGUUUUGUUUUCUUCACUCCCUGGAAUAAAUUCAGGUGAAUCCACAGGCUCUUCAGUAAAAUCCCUGGUUGCCCUCUAGUGAAGUCUGACUCUCCACGUUAUCUGACUAACAAACCCAAAUUCCCUUAUUCUUCUAUUACUUUACCACAUCUUUAUUUUCAGUUUUGAGGUAUUAUCCAGUAAAUUCCACUGGCUUGUCACAAUACUUUCUACACAGAAAAAAAUCAAUAUUUUAAACGUUUUAUACACUAGGCUUAGAAAGGGUAUAUUUUCCUCCUGACAACGCUAAGCUUUGACUAGACCGAACUGAUAUUUGAGAUUAGGCUUAUCAGCCCAAAAAUGAUACCAUACUCUCCUUUAUAUGUGAAGAUGAUACAUUGGACGAACAUAGAAUUUAGGUAUUUCUUUAGCAUGGGUGAUGGAUUUGUACUGACCAUCCAUGCUUCUUUCCUGGUUCUUCUUUUGUGACCAAAGGCCAGUUUUUAUGAAGUAGCUGGAUAGAGACUCAGGCUGUAAGCCAUGACUAUGGCAAAGAGCAAUGUUAGACAAAAAGAGGUAGAGUCGUUUUUGAAAAUUGUUUCCAACUAUCAUUUUUACUCACACCAUCAGAUAUGGGUGAUACAGAUUCUUUUAAUUGCCAGCAUUUAAAUAGAUAUUGGUUUGAACAAACACUGUGGUUAAAAUACAUUCAGAACUAGUCUCCCUAGUGUCACAGUUUCAGGGUUAACCUGGGGAGAGGAAAUUUUAAAUGUACAAAGCUGUCCUCACCUUAGAUCAUAACCAGAUACUCUUUUAUCCCUGUUUUGGUAAACUGUAGGAAUCUCAAACAUACCAUUAUGUACAAAAGGAAAAGUUAAUGUAGAUAACCAUAGACACCAUAGUUUAUGAAAAGUCUUACCAGUCUUUGAUGUCUUCAGUGCUGUAGAAAGAACAGAAGCUGUAGCACAAAACUUGAAGGAUCUUUGAAAACUGACACUUUAACAUUUAGAAAUGUUAAGAAAUUUAAAUUUUUACUUAUACUAAAUCAAGCCUAUUACAAUAGAUAAUUUAGGUUCCUGAAGAUAGAAGUUUAGUAUUUUUAAGCACGUAUCAGAAUUAUUCCUCAGAACUAACUUGUUUUCUUUUUUUUAAAGGAGGUAACUUUUACUGUUUAGCAAUGGCACAACAGUUUUAUUCAGCCUGAAAGGUCCUCGCUGGCUUUACAUAAAUGAAGAUGCUUGUGAUUCCAGUUUAUCUCAGAAACUAUUCAACAUGGAGUUGUUUCAAUUGUGUUUAUCAACAAAGCUUUAUUUACUGAAGCAGCUAUUUAAUCUAUAUUAUGUUUAAAAGAAAAAGCAACAUGUGUACAUUUUAAAAGCAAUGAUGUAAACUUUGUCCUUGAGUUAGAUUGAUCAGUUUAAGAAUAUGAGCUAAAUCCUAAUGGCUAAAAUAAUUUGAUCAUGUUUGAUGCUUUUCUAUGCUCACUUCAGCUUGGCUUUUUUGUCUUUUAAGGGAAAACAAAAUGCAGUAGUGUGUUAGAGACUAGAAACAUAUGUAUGGUUUCUCUGUUCUACCAUAUAUUACGUUUAAG